Molecule: messenger RNA, 228 nt
Organism: Talaromyces marneffei
Lineage: Eukaryota; Fungi; Ascomycota; Eurotiomycetes; Eurotiales; Trichocomaceae
Exons: 2
Coding region: 1-228 (75 amino acids)
Source: RefSeq, a predicted model, not a curated record
AUGAGCCCUUUUUGGAGUCUACUCGUUGCUGAAACACGAGUGACCAUCACCAUGCCUCUCCCAUCCCCUCGUUUGUCAUUCAUAAAGUAUGCAUCAUGCUACGGAGUAGAAAGCAAUCGCUUCACGUGUCUGAGCCCAGCGCCCAGUGCCCCAGCAGCAAGCCCGUCAGCCAGUCAGCGCGGCGUCUGUGGAGAUGCCGGCCAUGAUGAUCGUUUUUUGGGUCCUUGA